This is a messenger RNA of Sander lucioperca (pikeperch), 1434 nucleotides long. Its product is annotated as coxsackievirus and adenovirus receptor-like. The transcript has 2 exons. Lineage: Eukaryota; Metazoa; Chordata; Actinopteri; Perciformes; Percidae. The record is from RefSeq and is a predicted model, not a curated record. The coding region runs from base 60 to 488 and encodes 142 amino acids.
GAGAACAGAGGGAGGGAACAUAGAGGGAGAGACAUACGACAGCUGAUCAUCACUCUCUCAUGGCUAUAUUAAUGCUCCUGUUGUUCAUUCUGCCUGAAGCAGCUUCUGACCAAGAAGCAGUAAUAGUGUACCCUGGAGAUGAUGUCACUCUGCCAUGUCAGGCUGCUGAUUACCCCAUCGGCGUUGUAGAGUGGAGCAGAGCUGACCUAGCGCCAGAGUACAUCCUCUAUUACAGUGAUGGACACCUGGAUCCAACCUACCAGCAUCCAGACUUUAAGGACAGGGUGGACCUGGUGGACAGAGAUCUGAAGGACGGAGACACGUCUUUAAUUCUGAAGAAUGUGAGCAGCAUCGACAACGGAACAUACGAGUGUGUAGUUACAUCAGCUGGUUCAAGACGUAAAAAGAGAGACACAGACCCAAUCAAUACCAUCCAACUGCAGGUUACAGAGCCAGGUGAGGUAGUCUCUCUCAGUGAGUUUUUCUGAGUAUCAGGUUGUAGCUGCAGUUUCUAACAUCAGAGAAGAUGAAGGCUGCUCAACUAUCCACACAUAUACUGACUCAUGUGUUUUUCAUAUUUAGGUUCUCAUGUUGGAAACUCCAAGGAUAAAUUCUCCACUACUACUAUAGUCCUAUGCGUCGUAGGUGCACUGGUUCUUGUAGCUGUUGUAAUGUGUUGUGUCUCUAAAGGUAAAUCAUGUGAACACUGCGGGUCAGCUGUGGCAUUACCGGUCACUCAGUGCUUCUGAGCGUCGUUGGUUUCCUGAUUUAUAAAAGACGUAAGAACAAGAAAUCAGGACCGUCUGCUGAUGAUGAAGCGAUAAGCUGACCUGACAACUCUCAGAGCUCUUUACACCUGACUGUUUUCUCAUGUGUUGUAUAUUCAAGACUUCUCUUUCUCUGGGUGUGAGUCAUGUUUAAAUCUGCUGUUUGGUUUUUUUCUCAUCCAAUUUCUCCCCUCUACAUAUACCUCUACACAUACUUUUUUUCAAGUAAGGAUCUUUAAAGACAUUUUACUCGAGUAAAGGUUAUGCUACUCAAAACAAUAAUGUCUCCCCUCUGAAUCUCCACCUUACUGUGGUGGGGGGGGGGUCUGUGUAUCUGAGUCUGGGAUCUGUAUUAACUGGAGCUCUGAGAUCCUCUAAGGUCUCCCAUGAUGAGUUGGUCCAGAGGAGGGUCAGACUAAAAGAGAUUCACUUCAAAUUAACUUUACUUCAAGAGAACUAGAAUAUUCACUUGAGUAAAAGUUGCUUCAUAGAAAAACAAAUGUUACUUAACUUAAAGUACUUUUACCUUAAAUACGUUUUCCUUAUAUAAUAAUAAUAAUUAUACACAUAAACAGAAAUAUUUUGCUCCAUUAAACCGAUUAAAUGUAAUAAUAAUGUAUUCAGCGCUGAUGUAUCACUGUUAUCACUGCAAACAGGAAAUGUUUCU